Sardina pilchardus (European sardine) is the source of this 3048-nucleotide messenger RNA. RefSeq names its product mucin-2-like. The record is from RefSeq and is a predicted model, not a curated record. Lineage: Eukaryota; Metazoa; Chordata; Actinopteri; Clupeiformes; Clupeidae. The coding region runs from base 103 to 2949 and encodes 948 amino acids. The transcript is spliced from 4 exons.
CAACUUUCAAUUUGUGGUAAUUGAGUAGCUCUAUUUAUAGGCUACUGGAAGAGCUGUGGGAGCAAGGUUUAUACAGCUCUCUGGUUGUAGGCUACCACUUUUAUGAAAAUGAGGCUUAAAUCAAACAGGGGAGUGUUUUCAUUUUUGUGUCUUGUGCUCCUUUGUAUUGGCCAAAUAUGUGGUACAAGCCUUGACCCAGUGCAAAGAGAUGAGCUGCAUCAUGAGAAAAGGUCCAAGAAUAUUCAGACUGGGACCAUUGCUUUCGGCACCGGGGAUAUUUCACUGGGUCGAAAUCCGGAACAUGAGAGCCGAUAUGUUGGAGAAAGCACUACAGACGAUGGCUCCGAGAACAUUCAAGCUGACGAUCCACAUCCAGGCCUGUUGGGUGGACAAAGCAAGAUUGCUGACUUCAGGGUCUGGAGUCGUAUGCGACCAAAUUUAGUAUGUACUGAUGAUUUCAUGAAGUUCUCGGCACAAGGCCCUGGGUGUUCUUCACUCCAGUUAUACAGAGGUGGCUUGCCUCUCUCACUAAGCCAGCUACCACAAGACUGUGGCUCCUCUGUGCAAAGGACUGCGGUGGGCCUCAUGUUUCUUGCCCCUUUUGGUGGCUGUGAUGUUAUAAAACAGGGAAAUAACCACUUGCUGCAGAUGUUGUGGCAUGGCAAUCCGGUAACCCUCUCCUGCCCUGUAUCAAGCUCAGAGCAAGUCUCUCCAGUUGUAUCUACUACUCUAGCUCCAGCUACACAAGCCCCUACUACAGCCGCCAAGCUUCCUCCUCAGAAUCAACAGCAGCAACAGUGGAUGCAGCCGUUCUUUGGAGGCUACUACCCAGUAAUGCCAGUGACUCCCCCUGAAACUACUGUUGCACCAACUACAGAAGCACCAACUACAGAAGCACCUUCCACAGCUGCCAAGCUUCCUCCACAGAAUCAACAGCAGCAACCGUGGAUGCAGCCCUUCUUUGGAGGCUACUACCCAGUAAUGCCAGUGACUCCCCCUGAAACUACUGUUGCACCAACUACAGAAGCACCAACUACAGAAGCACCUUCCACAGCUGCCAAGCUUCCUCCACAGAAUCAACAGCAGCAACCGUGGAUGCAGCCCUUCUUUGGAGGCUACAACCCUGUAAUGCCUGUGACUCCCCCUGAAACUACUGUUGCACCAACUACAGAAGCACCUUCCACAGCUGCCAAGCUUCCUCCACAGAAUCAACAGCAGCAACCGUGGAUGCAGCCCUUCUUUGGAGGCUACUACCCAGUAAUGCCAGUGACUCCCCCUGAAACUACUGUUGCACCAACUACAGAAGCACCAACUACAGAAGCACCUUCCACAGCUGCCAAGCUUCCUCCACAGAAUCAACAGCAGCAACCGUGGAUGCAGCCCUUCUUUGGAGGCUAUAAACCAGUAAUGCCAGUGAGUCCCCCUGAAACUACUGUUGCACCAACUACAGAAGCACCUUCCACAGCUGCCAAGCUUCCUCCACAGAAUCAACAGCAGCAACCGUGGAUGCAGCCCUUCUUUGGAGGCUACAACCCUGUAAUGCCUGUGACUCCCCCUGAAACUACUGUUGCACCAACUACAGAAGCACCUUCCACAGCUGCCAAGCUUCCUCCACAGAAUCAACAGCAGCAACCGUGGAUGCAGCCCUUCUUUGGAGGCUACUACCCAGUAAUGCCAGUGACUCCCCCUGAAACUACUGUUGCACCAACUACAGAAGCACCAACUACAGAAGCACCUUCCACAGCUGCCAAGCUUCCUCCACAGAAUCAACAGCAGCAACCGUGGAUGCAGCCCUUCUUUGGAGGCUACUACCCAGUAAUGCCAGUGACUCCCCCUGAAACUACUGUUGCACCAACUACAGAAGCACCAACUACAGAAGCACCUUCCACAGCUGCCAAGCUUCCUCCACAGAAUCAACAGCAGCAACCGUGGAUGCAGCCCUUCUUUGGAGGCUAUAAACCAGUAAUGCCAGUGAGUCCCCCUGAAACUACUGUUGCACCAACUACAGAAGCACCUUCCACAGCUGCCAAGCUUCCUCCACAGAAUCAACAGCAGCAACCGUGGAUGCAGCCCUUCUUUGGAGGCUACAACCCUGUAAUGCCUGUGACUCCCCCUGAAACUACUGUUGCACCAACUACAGAAGCACCUUCCACAGCUGCCAAGCUUCCUCCACAGAAUCAACAGCAGCAACCGUGGAUGCAGCCCUUCUUUGGAGGCUACUACCCAGUAAUGCCAGUGACUCCCCCUGAAACUACUGUUGCACCAACUACAGAAGCACCAACUACAGAAGCACCUUCCACAGCUGCCAAGCUUCCUCCACAGAAUCAACAGCAGCAACCGUGGAUGCAGCCCUUCUUUGGAGGCUACUACCCAGUAAUGCCAGUGACUCCCCCUGAAACUACUGUUGCACCAACUACAGAAGCACCAACUACAGAAGCACCUUCCACAGCUGCCAAGCUUCCUCCACAGAAUCAACAGCAGCAACCGUGGAUGCAGCCCUUCUUUGGAGGCUAUAAACCAGUAAUGCCAGUGAGUCCCCCUGAAACUACUGUUGCACCAACUACAGAAGCACCUUCCACAGCUGCCAAGCUUCCUCCACAGAAUCAACAGCAGCAACCGUGGAUGCAGCCCUUCUUUGGAGGCUACAACCCUGUAAUGCCUGUGACUCCCCCUGAAACUACUGUUGCACCAACUACAGAAGCACCUUCCACAGCUGCCAAGCUUCCUCCACAGAAUCAACAGCAGCAACCGUGGAUGCAGCCCUUCUUUGGAGGCUACUACCCAGUAAUGCCAGUGACUCCCCCUGAAACUACUGUUGCACCAACUACAGAAGCACCAACUACAGAAGCACCUUCCACAGCUGCCAAGCUUCCUCCACUGAAUCAACAGCAGCAACUGUGGCUGCAUCACUACUUUGGAGGCACCCCAGUAAUGCCUGGCUCUCCUUGAAACUACUCUUGCACAAACUACAGAUAUACAGAACUUUUAUUUUCCAUCUUGUAAGUCUGUUAUUUAAUGCCUAUAUUAAAAUAUCUACUUGGGAUUUAA